Messenger RNA from Cebus imitator (Panamanian white-faced capuchin), 3767 nucleotides. It is a transcript of the gene CWF19L2, whose product is annotated as CWF19 like cell cycle control factor 2. Gene Ontology annotation, cellular component: post-mRNA release spliceosomal complex. The transcript is spliced from 19 exons. NCBI's taxonomy places the organism in Eukaryota, Metazoa, Chordata, Mammalia, Primates, Cebidae. The record is from RefSeq and is a predicted model, not a curated record. Gene Ontology annotation, biological process: mRNA splicing, via spliceosome. The coding region runs from base 67 to 2745 and encodes 892 amino acids.
CCUGGUUUGUUUAUUAAAUCACGACCGUCGUGAACUAGACUUUACGUACGGCUUCCUAGCUUUACGAUGGCAACAAGCAUGGCGGCUGCUAGUGGUAGAUUUGAAAGUGCGAAGAGUAUCGAAGAGCGGAAAGAACAGACCCGGAAUGCCAGAGCCGAGGUGUUGCGCCAGGCUAAAGCCAAUUUUGAAAAAGAAGAAAGGCGUAAAGAACUUAAGCGACUUCGGGGUGAGGACACAUGGAUGCUACCUGAUGUGAAUGAGCGAAUUGAACAGUUCUCACAGGAACACUCUGUGAAGAAAAAGAAGAAAAAAGACAAGCAUUCAAAAAAAGCAAAGAAAGAGAAGAAAAAAAAGAGCAAGAAACAGAAAUAUGAAAAAAACCAUGAGUUAUCUGAUAGCUCAUCAAGCUCUGAAGAUGAGUGGGUUGAAGCUGUUCCAUCCCAGAUUCCUGACAAGGAAAAGGCCUGGAAAGUGAAAGAUGAAAAGUCACAAAAAGAUGACAGCCAAAUUAUGAAGAGGGAUGAGUGGAUGACUGUUGAUUUUAUGUCUGUUAAAACUGUGUCGUCCUCAUCACUCAAAGCUGAAAAGGAAACUAUGAGGAAAAUAGAGCAAGAGAAAACCCAAGCACUUGAACAGUCCAAACUGAUGGAAAGAGAAUUGAAUCCGUACUGGAAGGAUGGAGGGACAGGUCUUCCACCCGAAGACUGUGGUGUGUCAUCGAUUACUAAAGUUUCAGUGGUAGAAGAUGGUGGAUUAAGCUGGCUAAGGAAGUCUUAUUUAAGAAUGAAGGAACAAGCUGAGAAACAAAAUAGAAACUUUGAGGACAUUGUAGCCGAAAGAUAUGGGUCAAUGGAAGUAUUUCAGUCAAAAUUAGAAGACGCUGAAAAAGCUGCAUCCAUGAAAGAAGAUUAUGGACGAGAACGGUGGAGGAAACCCACAUAUUCAGAUAAAGCAAAAAAUAGUCAAGAAAGUAGAAAAUCAGACUUAGUAAAAUAUGAUAACAGUUCAUGUGAUAGAUAUGCUACAGCAGACUCUGCAAAAAAUAGCAAUAAUGUUAAAUUUAUUGGUGAUGAAAAAGAUAAGAGACCUGGGUCUUUAGAAACAUCUAGAAGAGAAUCUAACCCAAGGCAAAAUCAAGAGUUUUCUUCUGGAAAUUUGAGAGCUAAAUUCUUGAGACCCUCUGAUGAUGAAGAACUGUCAUUUCACAGAAAGGGUAGAAAAUUUGAACCAUCUAGUUCAUCUUCACUAUUGGUAGCUCAGGGUUCUUUGCAUAGUGGUUUCAGAAAACCCAUCGAGAACAGUGAAGAAAGAUUAACAUGGAGUCACUCUGAUGGGAAAGGAGACAAGAAACAUUCAAAUCAAAAGCCGCUGGAAACCAGUACCAAUGAAUACCAACACAUUACAGAAGAUAGGAGAGAAAAAUCCCAAGACGAAGGCUUCAGAGAUGACCCUCCAAAUAAAUAUCUGCAGGACACAAAGUCUACAUUUGCUGGCAGUCCAGAGCAUGAGUCCAUUCACAUCCUGAGUGUUGAUGAGAAGAACAAGUUGGGAGCCAAGAUUAUCAAAGCAGAGAUGAUGGGGAAUAUGGAAUUAGCUGAACAACUUAAAGCUCAACUUGAAAAGGCAAAUAAAUUCAAAGAAACUGUAAUGCAGAUACCAAAAAAAUCUGGGGUAGAGAAUGAAGACCAGCAAGAAGUAAUCCUUGUCCGAACAGAUCCGUCUGGUAGAGUAUGGCCUGUGAACACACCAGGAAAAUCUCUGGAAUCACAAGGAGGAAGAAGAAAGAGACAGAUGGUUUCAACCCAUGAGGAAAAAGAAAGGGUCAGAUACUUUCACGAUGAUGAUAAUUUAAGCCUAAAUGAUUUAGUCAAAAAUGAAAAGAUGGGAACAGCAGAAAAUCAAAGCAAGCUCUUUAUGAGAAUGGCAUCUAAGUUUAUGGGAAAAACAGAUGGAGACUAUUAUACCCUGGAUGACAUGUUUGCCUCCAAAGCAGCUGAGAGAGAACGUCUUGGUGAAGAGGAAGAGAACCAGUGGAAAAAAGCUAUUGCUGAGCAUCGGAGUCUUGCUGCACAAAUGGAAAAAUGUCUGUAUUGUUUUGACAGCUCUCAAUUUCCCAAGCAUCUUAUUGUUGCAAUAGGUGUUAAGGUUUAUUUAUGUUUACCCAAUGUACAGUCUCUUACUGAGGGGCACUGCCUGAUAGUCCCUUUGCAGCACCAUAGAGCAGCUACUUUACUGGACGAAGACAUCUGGGAGGAAAUCCAGAUGUUCAGAAAAUCAUUGGUAAAGAUGUUUGAAGAUAAAGGAUUGGACUGCAUCUUUUUAGAAACUAAUAUGAGCAUGAAGAAACAGUAUCACAUGGUUUAUGAAUGUAUUCCUGUCCCCAAGGAAGUGGGUGAUAUGGCUCCCAUCUAUUUUAAGAAAGCCAUAAUGGAAUCUGAUGAAGAAUGGUCCAUGAACAAGAAGUUGAUAGAUCUCUCUUUAAAAGAUAUCAGAAAGUCUGUACCCAGAGGGUUACCUUACUUCUCUGUGGAUUUUGGCCUUCACGGAGGGUUUGCCCAUGUAAUUGAAGAUCAGCAGAAAUUCUCUCAUUACUUUGGAAAGGAAAUCAUCGGUGGGAUGCUGGAUAUAGAACCACGACUUUGGAGGAAAGGCAUCCGAGAAAGCUUUGAGGAUCAGAGGAAAAAGGCACUGCAGUUUGCUCAGUGGUGGAAACCAUAUGACUUCACCAAAAGUAAAACCUGUUGAGUGUACCUUCCAUUUUAAAAUUUCUCUUCAGAUCCCGGACUCUUAACAUUGGCAUCAUCAGGAAGAACUUCAAAUAGUAUUAUUGGUCAGCGUCUUCUGGAAGUUUCUGCAGGUUACACAUCAACUUUUCCCUGACAAAAUAAUUUUGCAUCUAGAAACACAAGCAAGUAGUCAAAGAAGUUAUAUUGGAAAUAAGAGAUGAAUUACUGAAGGAAAAAAGCGAAACCAAGAAGCAUUUGGUGAAAUUCAGGUAAUGUCUUCAGAUGCCAGAGGACAAAGAAAUGUCCCAAGAGCCAUUAACAUGAUGUUAAAGAAACUUAUGCUGGUGUUCUUAUACCUUUGAAGUAAAUGUGAUUGAGAUGGCUACCUUAAUUUUUUUAAGUAUAAAUUGUUCAUUCUCUUACGUACUUUAGCAUACUAGUGUUCUUAUGAAAAUAUGAAACUUAGCCUCAAGUUUAACUUUAAAUAUAAAACACAUAGUAUAUUUAUAUUUCUGCUCUUUAUUUUCUAAAGUUAACUCAGUUAAGAACUUUCCAUAAAGGUAUUUGGACAUGGGCUUUAGCCACUUUUUAGAACAAAUAUUGUGAAGAAUGUUUUAUUACAUGACAUUUUAUGAUGUGAGUCUUUGUAUUAGUAAACAUCCUAGAUCGUACACUUCAAUAUAGAUUUUUUAAAUGUAUAGUUAUACUUGUGCAGGAUACUAUAAAAUGAAAAUUACUGUUCACAUGUGAAUAUUUCAUUAUUUAGUAAUUUUACAUGAGACUAUUACUGCUUGAAAGAAUAUCAUGUAUGUCUAAAACUGAUUGUUUGUUUUAUAAUUUGUAUACUAAUUUUAAGAUACUAUUGUGUAUAUUUCCUUCACUUAUUUUAAUUUCCAUUUUCUACUGCAUUUCUACCAAUAUAAAAAACAUAAAUAAUUCAGUCGGUUCCUUUCUAGAGGGAAAAUUUGUUGCGAGUAUAGUACUGGGAAUCAUGUGCUCUUCCCUUUGUGGCUUUGAAUAAAACCCUUAUUUUCUUGUCCA